CAGGGCACCUUCAACAAGCUCUACUUAUUACACCGUGCAGGCGAAUGGCAAACGCUUGUUCUGUUCUUUUCGUUUUCGCUACCUGUGGAUCCCCGUCACAAAACGAUGGCCCCUAUCUGCCAAGCACGACAAUCACGGACGGUUUCGAGAUGCGGACCCCACAUCUGCUUGUCGGCUAAAUUGAAUACUGGGUCUCGUGCAUGGUCCCCUCACCAUGCACCACCACCUACAACAUAGGUACCUAACUAAUUUACAUAUACAGACUAUUCCGUACAGAUACUUCCAUCACAACACAUCCCCGAUUUUACAGGCAAGACCUCACACCAUGCCGCUUGUUCGCAACCCGAUCCUCCCCGGCUUUAAUCCGGAUCCGUCGAUUCUCCGGGUCGGCGAUGACUACUACAUCGCCACCUCGACGUUUGAGUGGUUCCCAGGGGUACAGAUCCAUCACUCAAAGGAUCUGGCAAACUGGGAGCUCAUCACGCGUCCUCUCAACCGCAAGAGCCAGCUCGAUAUGCGGGGAGACCCGGACAGCUGUGGCGUCUGGGCACCAUGCCUGACCCAUGACGGUGAACGGUUCUGGCUGGUUUACACCGAUGUGAAGCGCAAGGACGGCUCUUUCAAAGACGCCCACAACUACAUCGUCCACUCCCCGACCGUCGAGGGACCGUGGUCUGACCCCAUCUACGCCAACUCGUCGGGCUUUGACCCGUCCCUCUUCCACGACGACGACGGCCGCAAGUGGUUUGUCAACAUGCUGUGGGACCACCGCCGGCGUCCCCUCCUAUUCGCGGGCAUCGCUCUCCAGGAGUUUGAUCCCGUGGCCGGAAAGCUCGUCGGGCCGAGGAAGAACGUCUACGAGGGGACCGACCUGGGACUCGUCGAGGGGCCACAUCUCUACAAGCGGGAUGGAUGGUACUACCUCCUGACUGCCGAGGGCGGCACUGCGUACGAACACGCCUGCACUCUGGCCCGGUCCCGCGACAUCUGGGGUCCGUAUGAGACCCACCCCCAGAAGCAUAUCCUCACCUCCAAGGAUGCCCCAUUCGCCGCUCUGCAACGAGCGGGCCACGGCGACCUUGUUGAGACCCCCGAGGGACGGACGUAUCUGGUACAUCUCACCGGUCGGCCCACGGGCCAGGUUCGUCGGUGCGUCUUGGGCCGCGAGACGGCCAUCCAGGAGGCCUACUGGGGCGACGACGGCUGGCUGUACGUCAAGAACGGCCCGGUGCCCUCACUUCACGUCGACGUUCCGGGAACGCGCUCCGACGACAAGUAUUGGGCCGAGCAGCGGUACACCUUCGACGGUGGCUUGCACAAGGAUUUCCAGUGGUUGCGGACGCCGGAGCCGGAGCGCAUUUUGUCGACCGACGGCGGGAAGUUGACCCUGACUGGCCGCGAGUCCAUCGGCUCCUGGUUCGAGCAGGCCCUGGUGGCGCGGCGGCAGACCCAUUUCUCCUACGACGCUGAGACUGUCGUUGACUUCUCUCCCUCCGAUGAGCGACAAUUCGCCGGUCUCACGGCAUACUAUUGCCGGUUCAAUUUCUUCUACCUCACCGUGACGGCACAUUCCGACGGGGAGAGGGAGCUCCUCAUAAUGAGCUCCGAGGCAUCUUGGCCAGGCAGCAACUUGGAGACUCCGCAGCCUGACCCGGUCCGGAUCCCUAAGAAUGGGAAAGUGAAGCUGGCCCUCUCCAUCCGUGGACACGACCUCCAAUUCUUCUAUGCCUUGGAGGGUGAGGAGGCCCUGAAGAAGAUUGGGCCCGUCUUUGAUGCGUCCAUCGUCUCUGACGAGUGUGGCGGCCAUCAAGCGCAUGGGAGCUUCACUGGCGCGUUUGUCGGUGUGGCUUGCUCUGAUCUGAACGGAACCGCGCUGCAGGCUUCUUUCGAUUACUUCAUCUACCGCCCGGUGCAGGACAAGACGGACCGCUACGAGAUUUAGAAACUCAGGAUUUAAUCGGCUAGUCAAUUGUAAGACCUUUUGAAUCGAAAUUCUGCAACAUCGUCCUUCUUUGUGG
Phialemonium atrogriseum is the source of this 2018-nucleotide messenger RNA. Its product is annotated as beta-xylosidase. The record is from RefSeq and is a predicted model, not a curated record. NCBI's taxonomy places the organism in Eukaryota, Fungi, Ascomycota, Sordariomycetes, Cephalothecales, Cephalothecaceae. Gene Ontology annotation, biological process: carbohydrate metabolic process. The transcript has a single exon. Gene Ontology annotation, molecular function: hydrolase activity, hydrolyzing O-glycosyl compounds. Bases 215 to 1942 code for a protein of 575 amino acids.